This is a messenger RNA of Phoenix dactylifera (date palm), 1142 nucleotides long. Its product is annotated as vacuolar protein sorting-associated protein 55 homolog. NCBI's taxonomy places the organism in Eukaryota, Viridiplantae, Streptophyta, Magnoliopsida, Arecales, Arecaceae. The record is from RefSeq and is a predicted model, not a curated record. Gene Ontology annotation, biological process: late endosome to vacuole transport via multivesicular body sorting pathway. Gene Ontology annotation, cellular component: endosome.
AUUUGGCUCGUCAACCGGCAGGGGAAGAAGCCGGAAAGAACAAAGCCAUUACAAAGCUCCGAUGCCUCUGGCCGCUCUUCUAUGGAUUCAGGAAUCGACCAACUAAACCCUAGAUUCUUGAACGAGAGAUCCCAAGACGAAGCCAAUUUCUAAUUCCCAAAUCCCUUCCCGAGAAUCCUAGCUUUUCUGCCGCUAUACUCAUCAAUUUAAUCACAUAUUUAUGCCUUUGCAAGGAGGAAAAGAAAACGAAGGGAAAAAGAAAAUAUUAUUAAGAAGUCAGGUGGAACAUCUACACUGCACCUAAAUUUCUAUGACCCACUUAGUCAACUCUGCAUCAACACCACCUCACCCCAGCUACCAGACAUUCGGAGUAGUUGGUCCUUCAUUUAGACUGACUCUGAAAACGACAUAAGAACUAGCAAAGCGGAUCAUUUCAUUGACUCCUUCAGGUUCCAGCGCACCGAUUCAUUUAAUGCUCAAAUUUGCCAUUCAGUUAGAGCUGUUUUAAACAAACAAUGGCAGGUUUAUCACGCAGCAUGCUUGCAUGCCUUCACACCGGACAGCUUGCCCUUUUGGCAAUUUUAGUAUCUAGCGGAAUUGUAUUACAAGUUUUGGCAUGUGCUUUAUAUAAUAACUGGUGGCCAAUGCUAACAGUAAUAAUGUACGUGAUUCUUCCCAUGCCGUUGAUGUUCUUUAUGGGAUCCAAGAGCACCUCACUUAUGUCGAGUGAUGGAGAUGGCUGGGCGAACUUCACAAAGUUCUUGACAGGGGCUUCGGUGGUUGGAAGCAUUGCAAUACCCUCCAUCUUAAAGCAUGCUGGUAUAAUUGGUUGGGGAGCUCUUGCAAUGGAGCUAUCUUCUUUUCUGGUUUUUGCUGUGGCUACUUUAUGGAUGCUUCAGAUGAGCAAUGAAGAUGGAUAUAGCAUGCUCUGAGAUUUUGGAUGUAAAUGCGUGUCAGUGUGAAAGAAAAUGCUAUUGCAUUCCUUUACAUUAAAAAGAUCUCCUUUUCAGCUGAGAUUCAACCUAUUGAUGUUGGAAGUAUAUAUUUGUGAAUAUUUGAUGUUUGUGGCACCAGACUUCUUAUUCUUGUGGGUGCUUUUAAAUUUGAAUGCUAGGCAUGGAUUUCAGGUUUCACCAUGUUUA